CACUCCUCUCCACUCCACUGGUGGUGGCACUGAGGGCCACGCCCACUCAGAAACAGGGAGGGGCCUACGCUCGACUAAGUGGGACCUUAUGAUUUCAGGAUGACUAUUGUUUCCUUUUUAUUUGAUUUGUGCGUGCAAUUGAAAUACACUCUAAAGCAAUCGCAUUAUUUACGGUAAAUCACUAAAAUGUUUCAAAUGUGUUUUUAAUAAGUUUACGUUUUGCAUGAACCUAUAAGCUUUUUAUGUUUUAAUUUCAAACAUGCACACAGCGACGUAAGGCAUGGCGAUGCCACGCGGUGACGCCGACCUGCCCGUCGGGCACCUGUGAUGCUCGACUAGCGUGUGCUAUAGCCCGUUGUCGGGCGACAACCACGACGACCACAAAGGCAAGGCCGGGGGGCGGGCGGGGAUCUUCACCAUGGCCUUCUUCAAGAGCUUCCAGCAGAACCUGCCCACCGUCAACAUCACCUCCCUGCUGGACUCGGUGAGCAGCCGCGUGGACGACCUGGCCACCGCCGUCAGCGACGCCACCUACAACGUCAGCGACCAGCUGACGGAGCAGGUCAGCACCAUCAUCGGCAAGGUGCAGGACGAGGAGGAGGACGGCGAGGACGGGGGCGGAGGCGAGGCGGGGACCCGCAAGGCGCGGGCCAACGCCGACCGCGGGAGCUCCUGGGGCGCCCAGCAGGCGGACGCCGGCGCCUCCUCUUCCGCCGGCGGCGGAGGGGACGAGAACGUCGGGAGCAACAGCCAGCUGGAGUGGGAGUGGCGCGACGGGUGCUGGCGGGUGAAGCGCACGGAGGAGGAGAUAGCGGAGGAGGAGAAGAAGAAGGCGGAGCAGCAGGCGUUGCAGGAGGAGAAGGAGAAGAGGCGGAAGGAACGGAGGGCGAAGCAGCAGGAGAAGGAGGCGGAGUCCCAGUCCAUGCAGGGCGCGGUCCAGGGGGAGGAGGUGGACGGAGAGUCCCUGGAAGAACCCCACAGGUCCCCCCGCAAGGCCGGGGAGGAUGGACACAAAACAGACAAGUCUAGCCAGGAGACCCCUGAGACGGCCCGACAGGCAAGGGAGGGCGAGGAGGAGGGAGAGGAGGAGGAACCAGACAAGACUAAUCAAGGACAGGUCGGGGAGGAGGGGGAGGAUGAGGGGGAGGAGGAGGAGCAGCCAACGAAGAAGAAAAAGUCUCUGAGGAAGAAGGCCAAGGAGAGCUCGGAGAAGCCCAAGAAGAAAGAGAAAGAGGAGAAAGAGAAGAAAAAAGAGAAGAAAAUCAAGAAGAAGAAGAAGAAGGCGGGGAAAGGUUAGGCCGUGUGCUGCCUGCCUUCCUCUGACCGGUUUCUCCGGGCCGCUCUUUCCUCUUUUUCCCUUCUUUCAGUCCUCCUUAUACCGCAUUCAUGACAGUUCCUGACAGCUUGUCAUAUAUAUCACCUCAGCGUUAAUAAUGUA
Gadus morhua (Atlantic cod) is the source of this 1438-nucleotide messenger RNA. RefSeq names its product cilia- and flagella-associated protein 251-like. The transcript has a single exon. The record is from RefSeq and is a predicted model, not a curated record. The coding region runs from base 419 to 1297 and encodes 292 amino acids. Lineage: Eukaryota; Metazoa; Chordata; Actinopteri; Gadiformes; Gadidae.